AGGGAAUGGGGAAGCAAAAUGAGGUGAAGGUAGUAUUUUGACAGAUCAGAGAGGAGAGAAGCAAAUGAGCAAACAGAAUUUUUGCAAAAACAAGUUUUAUUGCUUUCAAAGGGAGAAAGAUGUGUUGGGCGUAAUAAUGUCUGGGUUUGAAGGCGUUUAGUAGUUUAGUGAUCAUUACCAGAGAUGCCAGGAUUAGAGAAUAAGUGGGUAGGACGUAGAGCGCCCUGGACUUGAGAGAAGAAGGAAUGAAGGCUUUCUUUGGAGGAGGAGGGUUUUGGAUUUUUGUUUUAUUUUGUUUGUUCAGGUGUGUGUGGAGGGGGGGGGGCAGAAGUCAACCUUAGAUGAUUCUCAGGCACAGUCUACCUUUUUUUUUUUUUGGAUUGAGACAAUCAUUUUUCAUGGAGCUGCCCAAAUUGGCUAGGCUGGCUGGCAAGAGACCUGCCUGUCUCCACAUCUCCAGCACUGCACCACCACUGCAUCUAACUUUUUUAAAAAAAUAUGGAUUCUGGGAAUCGAACUUAGGAAAGCACUUUACCAACAGACCUGCCUCCACAGCCUUGCUUUAUUAUUUUUUAAAAAUUUUAUUUUGCUCUUGAAAGAAAAAGCUUUACGAAGUUGUAGAGGCUGGCUUCUGACUCAGUCUCCUAAGUGCUGAGAUUACAUGCAUGUAAUCUCUUUAGAGAGAACAUGAAUAAGAGGUGUGGGGAAAGAAAGGGAGGCCAAGACCAGUCACGGGGAACUGAGAAAAUAACUUUCCUGUAUUAAUAACACCACGGAUGAUGGGGAAAGAAGAUAAGACACAAGGAGGGUUGUGUUUUCCUUUGAAGAUUUACUGGCCCCAGGAGAAUCGGAGCCUAACCAUCAAACUUCGGAAACGGAAGCCAGAGAAGAAGGUGGAGUGGACGAGCGACACCGUGGACAAUGAGCACAUGGGGCGACGCUCGUCAAAAUGCUGCUGUAUUUAUGAGAAACCUCGGGCCUUUGGUGAGAGUUCCACCGAGAGUGAUGAGGAUGAAGAGGAAGGCUGUGGUCAUACACACUGUGUCCGGGGUCACCGCAAAGGACGGCGUCAUACAACCCCAGGACCUACCCCAACCACUCCCCCCCAGCCUCCUGACCCCUCUCAGCCCCCUCCAGGACCUAUGCAGCACUAAACCCCUCUCACCUGUCAUGUGUCUGCCUGGCCCCAAAUGUAUCCAUCUGGCUACAUGGGGACUCAACCCAUGGUCUGAUCCCUUCUCCUGCCCCCUCCUUCCCUCUCCUGCCUGAUAGAGAAGAGGAAGAGGAGGAGGGCGGAGAGAGAUCCUGGAAUUCUGACUUGCUGCUGUUCCAGAACCCAGGCUUCUGGGUUCUCCCAGUUCCCUCUUCCCCACAGUUUGCCCUCUUGCCUGGGAUCCAGGCACCGUGGCCCCAGUCUGUUCCUUUUGUUCUCACUGCCAAACUACCUGUCCUGGGAUCCAGCUAUCUUGGCCACCUGCACCCUUAGCUUGAGUCCCAAGCACCUAAACUGGGUUUUCAACAGUCCCAGCUUUCACUGCCAGGACCCCAGUUAGAUUCCAGGCAAUCUUGUGCCCCAGCUCUGCAUAUUAAUCCUGGCUUACAGUUCUUCCACUUAUGCAAUUAUCCUAAAUCAGUCCUUGCCUGUGGGAUCUAAGGUUGUGUGGAGACCAUAGGGUCCCCAGCCCUUCUGUUCCUAGAUAUCCCUUCUGGCCCUUAUAAGGAGUUAGGAGAGGUCUUUGUCGGUCACACCUCUCGUGGAAAGUGGACCCCAAAAUAGUCGUGACCUGAAUAUAACCUUUCUGACAAAGCUGGCUCAGACCAGUGACUUAGAGCCAACGAUUUUCUCAGCCUUUAAUCUUUGAGCUUCAGCACUGUUGUCCAAGGGACCUGGGUCUCUAAAAGGAAAGGAGAGGGGAAGAACAAAGAGAUGAGGGGACAGGCCCCUGCAGUAUACUCCUACCCUUUCCUGCCUAGGCUGUGAUGUCUCUACCAACCCAGGUGUCUUGCUCUCUCAGCCCUCCCCAACUGGUGCUGGGAUCUGGGUAUUGUCCUCCAGGCCUCUAGCUGUGCACAGUACAGAGAUCAGCAGAACCCAUGCCACCACUGAGAUCUCAUUUAUUGCCACAGAUGCACAAAAUAAAUAACCCAACAUUGCA
Molecule: messenger RNA, 2156 nt
Organism: Peromyscus maniculatus bairdii (prairie deer mouse)
Lineage: Eukaryota; Metazoa; Chordata; Mammalia; Rodentia; Cricetidae
Gene: Ppp1r11
Product: protein phosphatase 1 regulatory inhibitor subunit 11
Cellular component (GO): nucleus
Molecular function (GO): protein phosphatase 1 binding; protein serine/threonine phosphatase inhibitor activity
Source: RefSeq, a predicted model, not a curated record